AUGAUGAAGACCCCGCGGGGCAGCGUCCCAGUGCUGCUGCCGCUGAUGCUCCUGAGUCUGCUCCACGUCUCCCGGGCCCAGAGUGGCUGCACUGGGCACCCGGCCAUCCCUGGCAUCCCAGGAAUCCCCGGGGCACCGGGCUCCGACGGCAAACCAGGGACUCCAGGGAUAAAGGGAGAGAAAGGGCUGCCGGGGCUAGCUGGAGACCACGGUGAGCAUGGAGAGAAGGGGGACCCAGGGUUUCCUGGGAUUCCAGGAAAAGUCGGCCCCAAGGGCCCCGUUGGCCCCAAAGGUGCCCCAGGGCCUCCUGGAGCCCAUGGCCCCAAGGGCGAAUCAGGAGACUACAAGACCACGCAGAAAAUCGCCUUCUCUGCCACACGCACCAUCAACAGCCCCCUGAGGCGGGACCAGGUCAUCCGCUUCGACCACGUGAUCACCAACACCAACAACAACUACGAGUAUCGAAACGGCAAGUUCACGUGCAGGGUGCCCGGUCUCUACUAUUUCACCUACCACGCCAGCUCUCGAGGGAACCUGUGCGUAAACCUCAUGCGGGGCCGGGAGCAGACACAGAAGGUGCUCACCUUCUGCGACUAUGCCCACAACACCUUCCAGGUCACCAUGGGCAGCGUCGUGCUCAAGCUGGGGCUGGGGGAGACCGUCUUCCUGCAGGCCACCGACAAGAACGCCCUGGUAGGCCUCGAUGGGGCCAACAGCAUUUUCACCGGGUUCCUGCUCUUCCCAGAUGCAGAGGUGUGA
Molecule: messenger RNA, 759 nt
Organism: Lipotes vexillifer (Yangtze River dolphin)
Lineage: Eukaryota; Metazoa; Chordata; Mammalia; Artiodactyla; Lipotidae
Gene: C1QB
Product: complement C1q B chain
Exons: 2
Coding region: 1-759 (252 amino acids)
Molecular function (GO): protein binding
Source: RefSeq, a predicted model, not a curated record